AUGUCUGCUCGGGCCAAGGCGCAAGCUCUCCUCCCGCGGGCUCUCCAGCGCCGCAAGCGGCCGCGGGGCAUCAGAGCGGCCGAUGUGGCUGCGCCGCUGCCGCUGGCUCCACUGCACGCUCCGCUCAAAGGCCAGCUCGCCACCAAGCGGCUGGUCGUCUACUCGUCGCGGUACGAGAUCGUCUCGCACGAGCACGUUUCCGCCCUCGUCACCGACGCGCGCGAGUCUGGUUGCCGCCCAAACGUCGUCAAGGCCCUGCUAUGGCAUCCUGGAAUCAAGGCCUGGCGCGAUGCCCUGCCGACCGCAGACAUGCCAGCGGUCGACGACGCCACCGCUGUGGCUCAUCCGGCCCUUGCCAUGGAUGGUCUCGUCCAAGCUCAUCGUCGCAUUCGGCCAAAGGUCAAGCAGACUCGCCUCGCGCCGAUGCCGGAUGUCGAAGACCAGCUGUCGGCCAAACUGGCGACGCCGGCCUCGCCGCCGCCCGAGUCCGAGUCCAAGCCUGACGACCAUCGGAGAUCCCGCACAGGAUCUGCGCGCGCCCGGCUCGUCCAGUUGGCAGUCUCGCUUGCGUUUGUUGGUACUCAACUUGUUCCCUUCGCGCAGUCUUUGGCCAACUUUCAUGUUCUUCCUGAAUCUAUCCAGCCGCUUCCCUUUGUCAUCGCUCCGAUUCUCCUCCCUGGCGACAGAAUGGCGGUCAUUGCGCCGGUGGCCGAGCCGUCGGUGUUGGCGGUGGAUGGUCACAGCUCGCGCAAGCUUCUGCAGCUCCCGCCGUCAGCGACUUUAGUCUCGAUCUGCAAGCGCGAUGGUACCGGAUGUGUGGCAUCGACGGUGGCGGCGAUGGGUUUUGCGCUCCCGGUCAUGGCGGUUGUGGCGCCCAGGUCGGGCAGGAUAUACAUCGCGCUGGUGUCUUCGGCCGGCGAGCUGAAGAUCGGCAGGUGCUCUCUGGUGGUAGACAAUUGUAUGGUGCUGCCGCUCCGCGAGAGCACCAACUUGAUGCAGGCGCAGGCGUAUGACUUGUCCAUCAGCCCCGAUGAGGACUAUCUCAUUGUCACGAUGGCGGUGGCAGAGGCGGCUGGGUCGCGCACCAGAUACAGGCUGGUGUUGGCGAGCAUCGCCACCGCAGCCUCGCCGUCGGCCAGCCAACCGCUAGUCUCCAAUCAUGCCGUAGCUGAGACCCGCACUACAGCGAUCAUUGACUCGUCGUCGCUUGUGGUCAUUGCCGAUGGCUUGGACGCCACUGUUGUUGUCUUUGACUCGGGCGCACUCGUCGCGUAUCCAUGCAGCCUUCCGACGGAAGAGCAAGUCGGCGGAUGCAGAGCGCAGUCGAUUCUGGCUCCAGCGAUCUCGAGCGGGCCGACGUACCAAUCGAUUGCUGUGGCCGUCGACGACACGAACUCGCGCAGGCUGUUUGCUGUCGGUGCAAGCCGUCAGUACGCGCACGGAUCAGGAACGCGGGCCGCCGCCAGUCCCGUCAGAAGCGAUCAGACCAAGCUCGUCUCGUGCGCGAUGGACCUCACAGGCUGCAUCGACGUCGAGCUCCCGAUCGCAGAGACUGGCAAAGCGGUGGCAGUCUCGGGCUUGAUCGUUGAUCCGGUCCGGCGCGCUGCGGUCAUCAUGCAGCAGGUGAUAGCGGGUGCGGUGGGCAAGAUGCAGGUGACGACGUGCCGACUUGAGGGCACCAAGUCGUGUGCGGUCGAGCAGCUGGCGGACGGCCUCCUCAACGCGGCGAUGGUGUACGAUCCGGCAGCGCGGACUGGUAUUGUUUACGCCACUGCCGGGUUAGCACAGGGCGUGGCUGCCUACUCGCCGCCAGCCAACGAGGAGCUCUGUGCUGAGGUGAUGAUUGCUACCGGGUGCGCCGCCGGUGAGUGUCUCCCUGUCUGCGCAUCCGGGACAUCCGCGGCAAACGCAGUGGUUGCCGACACCGCCAUCGACCUUUCGGCAAUGAGCGGCGAAGUCGCGAUGACGAUCAAGCUCGCACUCGGCCGGCGCGCCUCGCUCCGUCUGGGACCGCUGAUCCGUGUUCGAUUCGAGGCACUGGAACUGUUUGACUCUGCGACCGAACCAUCAACGAUUCAGGUGGAGUGGAACCCGGGCCAGACCGAGCCAAGCAUCAGCGCGCCGUAUGUGGCGGCCGGCGGCAGGGUUGUGGUCCGCGUCCCCACCGGAGUCGUAAUCACCCGCGGCGAGUCGAUGGUCCUGCUCCGAUACUUGUCGAUCGACGGAGCGUUUUCCGACGACGCUGUCGAGGUCGAGCCCCAGUACUCAGCACGGUCGGCGAGCUCGGCAAGCCACGCCAGCGUGUCUGCGUCGCGCUUCCAGCUUGGUGCCCUCACGCCGCGAUCGCGAGCGGCAGCCGUGCCGAUGUUGAGCAUGAGCUCCGACUCGGAGACGGCAACGGAUCCGGUGCCUCCUGUCAUGAUCGACGGCGCCACGCUGGCCGCCAAAGUCAUCCAGAGCCGCAACCCAGCGUUUGGUGGUGCAGCUUCUACCUCGCACUCGAGCGACUCUGACACGCUUGACACGGCAGAGUCGUCGUUUGCGCCGUCGAUCGAGUACUCGUCGUACUGA
Thecamonas trahens ATCC 50062 is the source of this 2571-nucleotide messenger RNA. RefSeq lists its product as uncharacterized. Lineage: Eukaryota; Apusomonadida; Apusomonadidae. The record is from RefSeq and is a predicted model, not a curated record. The transcript is spliced from 5 exons. Bases 1 to 2571 code for a protein of 856 amino acids.